UUUCUAUAAAUACAAAAAAUACCUUCUGCAUAAAUUUGUUCUAUUUCUCAAUUUAUUUAAUAUAAAUUCUCUAAAAUAAUGGCUUCAAUCAAACAAUUAUUUGUAUUUCUUUUAUCUCUAAUAACUUUUGUGUAUUCAUUUUAUGUAAUUGGCAAAUUAAUGAUGUUUUUAUCUCAACCAAAAAGUAUCCCUUUGGCUUACACUUGGGUGUUUAAUUUGCUUGAUAAUCAUGCAAAAAUUGCAACAGCUUUCCCAGCUAUAGUUUAUGAUACGCUUUACAUAAUUGCAUUCAUAUUCCAGCAUAGUUUUAUGAAAUCUUCAUUUAUUAAGAAAAUUAUUCAAAAUAUUGGCUUGGGUGUUGCAGAGCGUUCUAUUUAUAGUCUGACGUCAUCGCUGUGUUUACAUUACCUGAUCAAAAAUUGGAACUCUGCACAAACAAUUGUUUUAUGGCAAAUUGAUGUGACGUCGAGUAAUGUGCUUUGGUGGACUUUUAUGUUGGUUCAUGGAUUUUCAUGGAUGGUGAUUUAUGGAGGAAGCAUUAUUAUGGAUUUACCAGAAAUUCUUGGUCUUAAACAAGCUUAUUACGACUUGAAAGAGUAUGCACCUCCAAUGGCAUAUAAAUCAUUCGAAUUGAGACAUCUUUAUUCGCAUGUUCGUCAUCCGUCUUUUGUUGGACUAACCACAAUCUUAUGGGCUGUUAAUUUGAUGACAAUUGAUCGACUUGUUUUGGCUUCUCUGUUAACAACUUACAUGUAUGUGGCUUGGUCAACAGAUCAUAAUGAUAUAAUUUAUCAAAAAUGUCAACUUAAACGGAAAUCAAAUGAACUUAAAUGCAAUAUGCAUUAAAUUGAAAUCUCGGAAAAAAUAGAAAAUUAAGUUUAAAUUAACAUUUUUGUAGCUGUAAGAAAAGUUAUAUUAACAUUUAUCAAUGUAAUAUCGUAAAAAUAUUACUUAAUUAAAAAGUGGAGAUAAUUUUGAAAGGUUC
Molecule: messenger RNA, 985 nt
Organism: Episyrphus balteatus (marmalade hoverfly)
Lineage: Eukaryota; Metazoa; Arthropoda; Insecta; Diptera; Syrphidae
Product: nurim homolog
Exons: 3
Coding region: 79-846 (255 amino acids)
Cellular component (GO): nuclear membrane
Source: RefSeq, a predicted model, not a curated record